This is a messenger RNA of Morus notabilis, 1857 nucleotides long. Its product is annotated as alpha-amylase. Gene Ontology annotation, biological process: carbohydrate metabolic process. The transcript is spliced from 5 exons. NCBI's taxonomy places the organism in Eukaryota, Viridiplantae, Streptophyta, Magnoliopsida, Rosales, Moraceae. The record is from RefSeq and is a predicted model, not a curated record. The coding region runs from base 364 to 1638 and encodes 424 amino acids. Gene Ontology annotation, molecular function: calcium ion binding; alpha-amylase activity.
ACGAGCACGCAAAUUGAAUGAGAGAUAUGCAUCCAAACAAAAUCUCGAACUAGAAAUCAAAUUACCAAAUUUACUACGUACGCGGUACGCGGAUGUUUCUCUUCCUUGAUUUUUCCAUGGUCAAUCGGUCAUUACAUUUCUGUUUGUCUAGAUGAAUAGAAUUUCCAUCUAGACUUUCUCAAAGUCGUUCCACUGAAUUUUCUUAUCCUACUUAUUUUCUUUUCCAUAUUUUCCACUUAAUUAGCCAAAAAUUUCUCCAACAUCUUUAGCUUUAGGUGUAAGGCAAUAAAGGUGCCUCUUAACUUCAUUUCUCUCUAACUUCACAAGUACGCUCUAACUUCACAAGUACGUCAAGAGCAUAUCAUGGACUCCCUAAUUUCACUUUGCGUUUUCUGCCUCUGCAUCUCUCUCUUCCCUUCCUUCACUACUCCUACCAUACUAUUUCAGGGGUUCAAUUGGGGUUCCAGUGAUAAAGGAGGAUGGUAUAAUUCUCUGAAAAACACCAUCCCUGAUCUUGCAGCUGCUGGAAUAACUCAUGUCUGGCUUCCACCUUCCUCUCAAUCUGUUGCUCCUCAAGGCUAUAUGCCGGGAAGGCUAUACGAUCUGGACGCAUCAAAAUAUGGAACCAAGGACGAACUCAAGUCCCUUAUUUCAUCUUUGAGCGAGAAAGGAAUCAAGAGCGUGGCGGACAUAGUCAUAAACCACAGAACAGCCGAGAAGCAGGACUCGAGAGGAGUGUGGGCCAUCUUCGAAGGCGGUACUCCGGACUCGCGUCUGGACUGGGGCCCGUCCUUCAUCUGCAGUGACGACAAGACCUACUCCGACGGCACCGGGAACCCCGACACGGGCGACGACUUCGGAGGAGCGCCCGACAUCGACCACGUUAAUCCGACAGUCCAGAAGGAGUUGUCGGAGUGGAUGAACUGGCUGAAGACAGAGAUUGGGUUCGUGGGGUGGAGGUUCGACAUGGUGAAGGGGUAUGCUCCCAGAUUUACGAAGAUCUACAUGGAAAAGACGCAGCCGGAGUUCGCCGUCGGAGAGAAGUGGGAUUCGCUUGCUUAUGGCCAGGAUAGGAAGCCUGAGCAGAAUCAGGACGCCCAUCGCGGUGCUCUCGCUAACUGGGUUGACGCUGCUGGUGGCUCCGUCAAUGCUUUUGACUUCACCACUAAAGGUAUUUUACAAGCUGCUGUACAAGGAGAGCUAUGGAGGUUGAGAGACUCCAACGGAAAGCCCCCGGGAUUGAUUGGAUUAAAGCCAGAAAAUGCAGUAACAUUUAUUGACAAUCACGACACUGGGUCGUCUCAAAACCUGUGGCCUUUUCCGGGAGACAAAGUCAUGCUGGGUUAUGUUUACAUUCUUACUCACCCUGGGACUCCAACAAUUUUCUAUGAUCACCUGAUUGAGUGGGGACUUAAGGACCAAAUAAGUAAGCUGAGUGGAAUUAGGACUACACAUGGCAUAAACAGCGGAAGCACAGUGAGAAUUUUAGCAGCGGAAGCUGACAUUUACAUGGCAGGCAUUGACGAUAAGGUUAUUAUGAAGAUUGGUCCAAAGUUAGACUUGGGGAACCUAUUGCCCUCAAACUACCAACUUGUUACCUCUGGACAAGAUUAUGCUGUCUGGGAGAAGAAAAACUGAUGAUCUACCAAAUUAAUCUCAAACUACAUUGGUUCUUUCUAAAGCAAAAACAUUAUAUAUCUAUAUAUAUAUAUAUAUAAGUCAAUUAAGCAUGCAAAAAUAAGCAAAGCGAGAAGAUUCCCUUCUUUUGUAAGAGUUGAUAUUUGCAAUUGAUGUAUUUUUCCGCUAAGUAUGGACAAAAUCAAUUAUUAUAAGAUUGAAUUAGUUCUCUGAGGGCCA